Ruditapes philippinarum (Manila clam) is the source of this 1814-nucleotide messenger RNA. RefSeq lists its product as uncharacterized. The record is from RefSeq and is a predicted model, not a curated record. The transcript has 8 exons. The coding region runs from base 246 to 1451 and encodes 401 amino acids. NCBI's taxonomy places the organism in Eukaryota, Metazoa, Mollusca, Bivalvia, Venerida, Veneridae.
UCUAAUGACUCAGUAACUGCACGUUUCUGAUUAAGUUAUAAUGUGUGGCUUUUAAGAGUAUACUAAUAAAGUAAUGGUUUUUGCCAUUUAGUGUUUCGUGUUUUAUUUAUUACUUUCUGUCAUAUGAUAGAGGCAUAAUACUUAAUCUCUGGUAUACAUGUGUAAAAUGUUUAUAUCUUUUCGAAUGCGAAUAUUUAUGUCAGAACAUGGAUUAAAGUAACAUCUUAAUUAACAAGAAACUAGUUAUGUUAUGCGCAGCAGCGUUGGACAAGCAAAUACAUUCCGGUCAGCCAUAUGCAGUUAAACCCAUGAAGGAAUUAGACAAGCAAAAUAAAGAGCGAGAAUGCAAAGGCUGUGCCAACCUAAAGAAAUCACUGGAGUCGAUGGAUAUAGAUCAGAAUGCGCUGGUACAAACCACCAAAAAAUUGGGAGAGGAAAUUAGACAAUGGGAAAGAAAGUAUACCACCCUGGAGAAACGGUCCAAUGACAUUACAGCAAAAAUGGCAGGUGUGUUAGAAGUGAGUGGUAAUUUAGAGAAUAUAAACGACCAGUACUCAAAUACUAAACUAGCCAAGAGAUUUGAGGACUUGUAUGGCAACCAAUGGGCGGAUCUUUCAGAAUGGCUUCAAGAAAACAUAGAACAUGUCACUGAACUUGACAGGAUUAAAACACUCACCUGUCUAAUGAAGCUUUCAUAUUAUGAAUGUGUUAGUACUGCAGACUCUCAGAUGCGAAAGUUUUUAUUUUUAGACAAAAAUGAUAUGAUCCCAUUACCAGUAGAGGACCCAGAGUUAUUUAGGUUACGAAGAAGGAAUGGUCAAGGUGUAUAUACAAGGACGAGAGUCAAACAGACAAUUGCUAAGAAAACACUUAAUACCGCACAUGCAAAUAUAUUUAUGGAGACCGAUGAUAAGGAUGAGGUCGAAAAGAAACUUGUAGAGUUCUUUGAAGAGUUUAUUGACAUAUGCUGGCUAAUGACAAUAUCUCACCCAAGACUGCUGCUCAAUUUUGAUGUUGUAGGCAAGCCAUAUAGUGGUACAAUAAAAGAACGAUUCAAGCAGUAUUCGUGUCAGGAUAUUGUAACAGACAGAAGUCUUUCAUGCGGGGAUAUACUUGAGGUUGUGUGGCCAAGUGUGGAGCUAGAAAACGAAGAAGGUGUAUGUGCUAAAGGCGACGUGAUAACUGUUCAAAAAGGAAGAGACAACACUAAAGCUCACAGUGACAAAAGACGAAAAUCAACUAGAAAAAUAAAGGAUUGUGAAAGUUUUAAGGAAGAUACAAUAACUGUACAAAAAGAAAAGACUAUUAUUGAAGGUUUUAACGCCAAAAAAAAUAUUACAUCUGUUGGCCAUGAAGGGGGAGAAAAUUGUGAAACUGUCCACGGCGAAAGAAAUAUUAUAGCUGUUCAAGAAGGGGAUGUAGACGAAUUUGAAGAAAUUUCACUAACAUAAAAAAAACCUUAAAAGAUACUAAUAAUAAUUUUAUUUAUUGAAUGUCAAACGGGAUGUUAUACUUAUGUUUUGAUCUAAAAUGUUUGUAUUAGCAAUACAUUGUUGCAAAAUCAUUUGAAAACUUUUUCAGACAAUGAAAUAAUUAACGUAAGAAUUAAUUUUACGCUGCUGAAUUUGUAAACUGCUGACGAAGAUAACCAUUUUCUAUUUGCAAUAUUGUACAUAUUUAGCAGCUAUAUCUCUAAUUCCAUCUGUUAUACGUUGCAUGUGUUCAAAAAAUUGUUUGCGUGACCAAGCUUAAUGUUAAACUAAUCCGUGUUCUUGAAUGUAAAGCUGCCAUGAAUAAAGAUAAAACGACCCAUU